AUGGACACAGAUCACGAACUCACUGUCAUUGCAUCUGAAUACGAAUCGUAUUUCCCCGAUUGUGUCCUUAUGCUACAGACAACCACCCCUCACAAGACUCAAUCCUCUACUGAUGCUCCACAGAACUCCAGAAGUGCACCCAGCCAUAUUAGAAUCACCACCCAAGAGGGUCGCCAGCUCAAGGUUACUGUUGCUGUAGCAGGCUGGUACGUCUGUGGGAAAGAUGUGUACUAUCAUAACUUUGAAGCUCUCAUGAAUAAUGAGUCACCUGCUUUCGCCAGAACAUUUGCUAAUACGCUAACAGGAAAGCUCCAGGCACUCGCCAAACAACUACCCGAACACGAAUAG
Messenger RNA from Sungouiella intermedia, 348 nucleotides. The record is from the annotation of a GenBank genome assembly. Lineage: Eukaryota; Fungi; Ascomycota; Pichiomycetes; Serinales; Metschnikowiaceae.